AUGCGAGCUUUCAUUACCUUUUGUUGCUUGAUUGGCCUGGGCCUGGUCGCCGCGACUCCCUUGGGCCCAAUGGUUCCUGUUACUGGAGAAAUCUGCUGCCACCACCAGGGAACGCCGGAUCCUUCCGAGCAUUGCAAAAAUAAAGGGUUGAACUCUUACUGCUGUUCCGAUUAUCUUAAUAAUGUCCGAGUUGAAUACCUUGGUGGAUGUGAUCGAUACAAGACAUUCACCACAGGACGCACGGUUACUUCGGUUGUCCCUGGUGGCACCUUAAAUUGUAUCGCUGGAACUAGACGUGGAUUCAUUGGCUGUGCUGCAUGA
Pyricularia pennisetigena is the source of this 321-nucleotide messenger RNA. RefSeq lists its product as uncharacterized. The transcript is spliced from 2 exons. Lineage: Eukaryota; Fungi; Ascomycota; Sordariomycetes; Magnaporthales; Pyriculariaceae. The coding region runs from base 1 to 321 and encodes 106 amino acids. The record is from RefSeq and is a predicted model, not a curated record.